CCUUUGGUUGUCACUCGAGUCACGUGCUGGUAAUUGGUAACUUGUAACUGAAAUUGAUAACUUCAAUUUGCCUUUCUUUGGGCUGAGUAUAAGGCUUAGUUGGGCACUUGGACUUUGUGGCCCUCUCUCUACCAGGAAACAGAAAAACGUUAACUUUCCCUCCCUGGGCUUCAAUGCGUUCUCAAUCAACCUACUUGACGCUCCCAACUUUCAAAACCCAGAAAAACCCAGUUUUCCCAACCCAACUCCAACGCUUCUUCUUCUCUGAAUUUAAGCAAAUCCUGCGGUGGUAAAACAAUCUUGAAUCUUAGAUUGCCUUUUAGAAUCUGAAGGAGUUAAAUAUUAUGGAAGCAAAUGUUGCACUAGAAGAUAAAUGUUUUGCUUUAUGACAAUCUGAAGCUCAGGAAGCUGCAUUUGCCAUACAGCAGGGCUAUUGUAAUGGAUACAAGCACCAGUGGUGAUUCUUUUCCAACUCGAUGCAAAUGGAGAAAAGUUGCAUAUGGAGGGAUGCAACCUGGUUUUGAUGACAAUCACACAGAUGGCACUUUCCUUGAAGACAUGGUCAUGAACGCUAAUGUUGUUAAAAGGAAUAUGCUUAAGGUGAUGCAAGAUUCAGUGUCUAUCUCACAAUAUCUAUGCAUUGUUGCUCUUGUGGUGCUUGUCUGGACCUACACUCUUAGGUCAACCCUCAAUGAAAACUCCCUCUUGCUUCUUGAUGUAAGCCUUCUUGGUUCAGGUUUCUUAAUUCUCCUAUUAACUGAAGAAAUGCUCUCCCUCAACCUUCUUUUGCACUAUGUCCUCAAUGUUUCCUUUUUUACCACUGGUUUGUAUGUUUUGGCCCCUAUCUACCAAACCUUGACGAGGUCCAUUAGCUCUGAUUCCAUUUGGUCAGUAACUGUUUCACUUCUCUUGCUUCAUCUUUUCUUACAUGACUAUUCUGGAUCUACAAUAAGAGCUCCAGGGGCUCUUAAGAAUCCUAACUUGACUAGUUGUAUUUCCUUGAAUGCUUCUAUCGUUGCUUCAGUUUUCCUAGCAUCUCGACUACCAUCAAGAUUACAUGUGUUUGCUAUUAUGCUAUUCUCGUUACAAGUCUUCCUCUUUGCACCAUUGGUCACCUAUUGUAUCAGGAAAUAUUCUUUUCGCUUGCACCUUCUGUUCUCCUUUGCACUGAUGGCUGUGACUUUGACUUUUGUUUAUAGCCUGCAUCGCCUACUUUUUGUGCUACUGGUGGGAAUGUUAGUCUUUGUUAAUGUGGUUUGUCCUUACUGGCUUAUAAGGAUUCAGGAAUACAAAUUUGAGAUCAAUGGCCCUUGGGAUGAGGCUAAGCUUUGUUUUGACAUUACAGAUUGAGAUCAUUUUUGCCACCUUCAGUUAUUGAACAGAAAUUUUGAAACUUAAUAAGAAUUCAGUUGCUUGUAAAAUUGUCUCCUUUA
Molecule: messenger RNA, 1433 nt
Organism: Theobroma cacao (cacao)
Lineage: Eukaryota; Viridiplantae; Streptophyta; Magnoliopsida; Malvales; Malvaceae
Gene: SETH1
Product: phosphatidylinositolglycan synthase family protein
Biological process (GO): GPI anchor biosynthetic process
Cellular component (GO): glycosylphosphatidylinositol-N-acetylglucosaminyltransferase (GPI-GnT) complex; membrane
Source: RefSeq, a predicted model, not a curated record